Messenger RNA from Xiphophorus maculatus (southern platyfish), 668 nucleotides. RefSeq names its product chromosome 17 C11orf98 homolog (gene c17h11orf98). NCBI's taxonomy places the organism in Eukaryota, Metazoa, Chordata, Actinopteri, Cyprinodontiformes, Poeciliidae. The record is from RefSeq and is a predicted model, not a curated record. The transcript has 4 exons. Bases 68 to 448 code for a protein of 126 amino acids.
GUUGUCUAGCGCUGAAACAGCAGAAGAAGAAGGGCGGUUCCGGUCCUCGUGGGAGAAGAGGAGCAACAUGGCGCCUCCAGGGGGGAAGAUAAACAGACCCAAGACGGAGCUCGGGAAGAAGCUCUUUAAGCGGCGCCGGGUUCUGGGCCGGCAGAAGAAGAAGCAGAACCAGAUCAUUGGAGCCGUAGUAGACCAAGACCUCAUCACCGUCCAUCACCUGAAGAAGAGGCGGUCCAGCCCCAGAGCCAACAUCACGCUCUCUGGGAAGAAGAGGCGGAAGCUACUGAAGCAGCUGCAGCACCUGCAGACGGAGAAGUCAUCCAUGGAAGUGGAACCAGAACCACAGAAGAAGAAGAUCUCCUCUUCAUCAUCAUCAGCUGCUCCAAAGAAGAGGAAGAAGAAGGGGCCUGGUUGCCAUGGAGAUGUGGAGAUGGAGGAUGUGGAGUGAGCAGAGGUCCGAUUAGUCAGGAAGGUUCUGCAUGAACUCAGAACCACCUAGUGUGGAUCAGAACCAGCGACCAGAACCUUCUCUGAACUUCAUCUGGUCCAGUUUAACCGAAGCUGCAGAUUAAUUUCUGUUUCUGAGGGCAGAACCUGGUCAGAACCCGGUCAGACGUCAGUGGACAUUUUUACUGUUUCUCUGUUGUAAUAAAAAGGUCCAAAUGUUC